AUGGCGUCCCAGCACAUUGAAAGCUCAGCCGAUGCUGAGCUCCCGCUCCCCAACGCUCAAGAACUCGUGAGCGAGGUGUUGCCUGGAACGGAGAUCAUGACCGACAUUGAAGGGGUGCAUUUCGUCCACGGCCGGGAUUCCAACCACGUCGUGCUUGUCCCGCAGCCUUCGAUGAGUCCCCACGACCCGCUUAACUGGAACAACAAAUGGAAAUAUGGCGUGUUGAUCAACCAGGGCCUCUUCGUCAUUUUCAGCGUCAUCACCAACCUUUCCAUCGCCCCCUUGACGCCCAUCUACAUGGCCGAAUGGAACAAGAAUCAGCAGCAGAUCUCCCUCCUGACUGGAGCCACGAUCAUCACCCUCGGCUACGCGAAUUUCAUCAUCGUUCCGGCCUGCGAUGUCUUCGGACGCCGUCCCGUCAUCCUCAUGUGCGGUCUGAUCGUCCUCGCGGCCAACGUCUGGUUAGCUCUCGCCGGUUCUUACAAUUCCUUCCUCGGGGCGCGCCUGGUCAGCGGCAUUGGAGCUGCAGCAAACGAGAGCAUCAUGCUUGUGGUAGUGGCUGAUGUAUUCUUCCUCCACGAACGGGGCAGAUUUGUCGGAUUCUAUUUCUGGUGUUAUUUCGUUGGCCUCUUUAUCGGCCCAAUCAUCUCGGGCCAGAUCGCUUCCCGAGUUUCCUGGAGAUGGUUCUUCUGGGUUUGCACGGUGGCUCAAGGUCUCAAUACGCUCGCCCUUCUCCUGUCGUUCCCCGAGACUCGUCGAACAAAGGACCAGUUUCCUCCCGUUCAGACAGUAACCGCCAAUGUCCCCAUCCGAGAAGUGGGAGUGGGAAACGACAAGACCGAGGUGGAAGUUUGCGUCGAAUCCGCCAAUUCAAAGCCCGAAUCGUCCGAAGAGCCCGCUGCUCCUACCGGCCAGGGCACACCGUCCCGUGCUCAGUUCAACAUCCUCCAGCCGCCCCAGAUGGACGCGGUCAAGAUGAUAUUCCGCCACAUUGUCACGCCCAUCCAACUGUUCUUCUUCCCGAUUGUCUGCUGGGCCGCGUGGGCGACCGGAUCCGCGGCCAACGCGCUGCUUGCGGUCAACCUGACACAGUCCCAAGUCCUGUCGGCUCCACCAUACAACUUUUCACCCGCACAGGUCGGAUUUGCCAACUUUGCCCUGGUGGCUGGUGGGGUGCUGGGUCUUGUGGCCGCCGGUCCGCUGAGUGAUUGGGUGGCCAUGAGGUCGACGAAGAAGAACAAGGGCAUCCGCGAGGCGGAGAUGAGAUUGUCGGCCCUGUAUCCCUUCAUCGCAGCUGCUCUUGUCGGCAUGGUCAUUGUCGGCGUCGGGUACCAACAGAGAUGGGCAUGGAAGGUCAUCAUCAUGCUCGGUUUCACCCUCGUGGGCGUCCAGGUCGUGGCAAUUCCCGCAAUCAGCGUCGCUUACGCUGUUGACUGCUAUAAGCCGGUGGCCGGGCAGAUCAUGGUGAUUGUCACCGUGACAAAAAACACGUUUGGUUUUGGCAUGACAUAUUUCAUGAACGAUUGGGCCAUCAAAGACGGCUUCAUUCCUCCCAUCUUUCUCCUCAUGGCCAUGACCGUCGGCUUCACUCUCAUUGGAACGGCCCUACUGCCGUUCUUCGGGAAACAGUUCCGGGUCUGGACGAGGAAUGCUGUCGUCCAUACUUUCUAG
Cladophialophora psammophila CBS 110553 is the source of this 1671-nucleotide messenger RNA. RefSeq lists its product as uncharacterized. The coding region runs from base 1 to 1671 and encodes 556 amino acids. The transcript has 8 exons. Gene Ontology annotation, molecular function: transmembrane transporter activity. Lineage: Eukaryota; Fungi; Ascomycota; Eurotiomycetes; Chaetothyriales; Herpotrichiellaceae. The record is from RefSeq and is a predicted model, not a curated record. Gene Ontology annotation, biological process: transmembrane transport.